Molecule: messenger RNA, 4373 nt
Organism: Mauremys reevesii (Reeves's turtle)
Lineage: Eukaryota; Metazoa; Chordata; Testudines; Geoemydidae
Gene: DPYS
Product: dihydropyrimidinase
Exons: 10
Coding region: 291-1808 (505 amino acids)
Biological process (GO): pyrimidine nucleobase catabolic process
Cellular component (GO): cytosol; cytoplasm
Molecular function (GO): dihydropyrimidinase activity
Source: RefSeq, a predicted model, not a curated record
CUUGACAUGCUGAGAGAAGUGGACUGGUGAGGGAGAGUGGGCAGCAAAGCACCUUUCAGGAGGAACUGCUGGGAUCAGUUUUAGAGGAACCACCAGGAAUCUGUCUGCUUCAUUCCAAAGGAAUGCAUGCAGAGUGUUCUUGUUCUCCCAGUCUGUAUUCCUGCUAGGGCUGUAUUCCUGCAGAAGAGAAGCCUGAGCCUGAUGCCUAAUAGUGCCACAGCUUCUCCUGCUGUCUUCAGAACUCAGGCUCUACUGCUGGGCACAUUUGCAAGGAGCCUGCAGCAAAAGCCAUGGCUCCCCUACAUCAGAGGAUUUUGAUCAAAGGGGGGAGAGUGGUGAAUGAUGACUACUCGCAGCUGGCUGACGUGUAUGUGGAGGAUGGAAUAGUGCAGGCAGUGGGACCACACCUGCAGCUUGAGGCACCUGCUGGGCUCCUAGUUAUAGAUGCUUGCAACAGACUGGUGCUGCCUGGGGGGAUUGAUACCCACACACACAUGCAGUUCCCCUUCAUGGGCACACAGUCCAAAGAUGACUUCUACCAGGGAACAAAGGCUGCUCUAGCAGGAGGCACCACUAUGAUCAUUGACUUUGCAAUACCUCAGAAAGGCUGUUCCCUUGUUGAAGCCUAUGACACGUGGAGGAGCUGGGCAGAUCCUAAAGUCUGCUGUGAUUACGCACUGCAUGUGGCAGUUACAUGGUGGAGCAGCAAGGUCAAGGAAGAAAUGAGAAUUCUUGCUGAAGACAAAGGGGUCAACUCCUUCAAGAUGUUUAUGGCCUAUAAAGAUCUGUAUAUGAUUGGAAAUAGUGAACUAUAUGCAGCUUUUUCCCAGUGUAAGCAAAUUGGAGCAAUUGCUCAGGUCCAUGCAGAGAAUGGGGAUUUGAUUGCAGAGGGUGCAAAGAAGAUGUUAGCACUGGGGAUAACUGGCCCUGAGGGACAUGAACUGAGUCGUCCCGAAGAGGUGGAAGCAGAAGCCACAAUGAGAGCAAUCACCAUAGCAAACGCCGUGAACUGCCCUCUUUAUGUCGUUCAUGUAAUGAGCAAAUCUGCAGCGAAGGUGAUAGCUAAUGCACGAAGAGAAGGGAAGGUAGUAUACGGGGAGCCUAUUGCUGCUAGUCUUGGUACAGAUGGCACUCACUACUGGCACAAAGAAUGGCAUCACGCCGCAGGAUAUGUCAUGGGACCGCCACUGAGGCCAGACCCUUCAACACCUGAUUUCCUCAUGAACUUACUGGCCAAUGGUGACCUAACUGUGACAGGGACUGACAACUGCACCUUUGACAUCUGCCAGAAAGCUCUGGGGAAGGAUGAUUUCACUAAGAUCCCUAAUGGAGUGAACGGUGUAGAGGACAGGAUGUCUGUCAUAUGGGAAAAAGGAGUGCACAGCGGUGAAAUGGAUGAAAACAGAUUUGUAGCUGUUACCAGCACAAAUGCAGCUAAAAUCUUUAACCUUUACCCGAGAAAGGGAAGAAUUGCUGUGGGUUCUGAUGCUGACAUCAUUAUUUGGGACCCAAAAGCUACAAGGACUAUAUCUGCAAAGACACAUCACCAUGCCAACAAUUUCAAUAUAUUUGAAGGAAUGAUCUGCCAUGGGCUCCCAGUUGUGACAAUUUCAAGAGGCAAAGUGGUGUACAAAGAUGGAGUUUUCAAUGUCACAGCAGGAGACGGAAAAUACAUUACACGUAAACCAUUCCCUGAAUAUGUCUACAAAAGAAUCAAGCAGCGGGAUGAGGUUUGCCAGCCUGUCCCUGUUGAGCGAGCACCAUAUGGAGAAGUGGGCUCAGUCCAGUCCAGCAGGGGAGGAAAAUAGACGUAUCCCUGAAGUGUGGCUCUCCCAGAUAAAACCAGAUGAAAAUGAUCCUGCUUGCCCCAUCUAAGCAAUGCAUUCUGGUGCCCGUCGUGAGCAAGUCCAGCAUCAACUUUUGAAGAGCCAAAAUUUACCAGCUGCCAAAAUAGGCACUACAGAUCUUAAUAUGCUUUAAUGAGUGAAUGUUGUCAUUCUGGUAAUUGCUUUGAAGGAAUUUAGUUAAUUGAACCAAACAUUUAUAACAGAAGAGUAACACAAAAAGCAAAGCUAUGUUAACAUGACAGCUACUCUGCAAAGUCUUAAACUCUGACUGCUGGGAUGGUAUUUCUUCACAUUUUACUUUUUAAAAACAUCAUGUAGUCUAGCAAAAUAAUAAGGCAAUACAUUCCUUUCUAGGGCUUAAACACAAGUUUUCUUUAUUCUUGCCCUAUAAAGCCACCAUAGAUUAAGUCUAAUUAUCUUGCUUCACAUGGUAGAGAGGAGUUGUGUGUUCACAAAUUCACAGAUUAAGGCUCGCAAGGGACCAUUAUAAUUGUCUGGUCUGAGCUUCUGCACAACACAAGCCACAAAUCUCACCCAGUAGCUCCUGAAUCUAGUUCAACAGCUUGUGGUUGAAUUACAGCAUAUCUUUUGGAAAGACACCCAAUCUUGCUAUCAAGUGCUGUAUUUGGUUCCUCCUUCCUGGAAGAAGUUAGAUGCUGCAAGAGAUAAUUCUGAUCUAGUAGUGCUACUUCUGUGCCAAAAGCGGAUGGUGGCCCUCCUGGGGCUCUAUUCCAACCAGUCUGCUCAGGUGCUUCUUUUAUCUCCUCUCCCAGGCUAAUCUAGGUAGUGAGAAAACUGGUGGAGAUCCUACAAAUCUGCCAGCAUUACCCAGCUGCACUAGCUCUGCCCAAUGACACACACUACGCACAGAGAAGCAUGGAUACAGGAUGCAAUAAAAGUUUAAUGGGGCAACUUGGCCCCGAGUAUAUUUGCAAUAACUAGAGCUGAUUUUAAAAAAAGCUUCAAAAUUUAAUUUUUUUGCAAUACUUUCAAUUUUGCAGGGUUUGAAACAGACCUAUUUUUCAAUGUUUUUUUUAAUUCAAAAUCAUUGAGUUUUCUCAUGGACCAAAAACUGGGUUUUUGACAAAGGAAAUGUUAACAAAAGUCAGUGUUUCCUGGAGUCUGUCUCUUUAAAAAUAAAUAAAUAAAUAAACUUCUCAUUUGUUAAAUUUUAGCCUGUUUUUUGGGAGGUAACUAUAUUCCAGAAGGACUAUGUUACUGCUAAUAUCAUGUUUCUAUCAUUGUGUGUGUAUUCUGUUGCUAUGUAAGCAGCCAAAAGCAGGGCCUUUGCUAUGCACCAACCCUGUUUUGUGUGUGGGGUUUUUUUUUUUUAAACUGAAUGUUCCCCUGUAUUGUCCCUUAUUUGACAGCAGUUGCUGGGAAAGCAUGUGCUGCAGAAAGCUUGGGAGAGUGGUGAACCCAGAAAACCUUCUGUCAUGCAUGGAGCCAUUGGGGACCAGUAGAAGCUUUCAUGAGUGCGGGAAGAUUUUUCUCCCCACUCUGCUUCCAUGUAUGGACCGAGCAGGAGCGAAAGUCAGCUCAGAGGCUGAUGGUGUUUGCCUCCCAUCUAUGAAUAAGGCAGCUUUAAUAGAGGUACAAAAGAGGCAUGGUAGGGGCUGUGGUGCUAGAUCUGACAGUUAAGAAUCCUGACUUCUGCUAUAAAAACAGUCCCAGGGUCACUUACUAGCUUGUAUGAAAAUAAGCUCCUGCUAGGCCAAUCAAGUCCUAUGCCUGUGGAUAGCAAUGUAGAGAUCUCUCAGCAGGGUAGUCAAUAGGGACAUUCAGGAGGAACUAAGAUGGAUUCCCACUACUCAGAUUUGUUUUGAGAUGGCAGCGGCAGCAGGGCAGUAUUGCUGAAAUGUUUGUUAUAGCUCUCUUCAUCUCUGAUGAGUGGAAACUUCAAACAUGUGUGGAACCUGCAGAUUCUUGUAGUCUGCCCCACUCUUUGGGUCCUGCUGUCAGUCACAGAGCCACUGUAUUUUCUUUUUGUUAUUUGGGUGGAGUACAGAAGUGUGGAAAGAUGGCCGGGGGGAAUAGGAGAAGCUAAACCUUUGCAUGUAAAAAUAGUAAUUUGCAUUGAUAGGCUGCCUUUCAUCCAAGGCUCUAAAAGCCUCACACCACAUACAUGUGAGGCAGGUAGAUCUCAUUACACUGAUUGUAUGGUUCUGGGAUCUGUGAAUGUUCAACACUUCUGCACAUCAGGCCACUCUCUAAGCUAAUUAAAUAAAGAGUUGAUCUCAAGUUUAAAAGUGUUGGCCUCGGUGACUUGCCCAAGGUGACAGUCAAACAGCGACUCUGUGAUAAUCAAAACUAGAACCUGGGAGUCAAGACUGUCAGUCAGCUGGAUAGCAUAAGUAUGCCCAGAAUUUUCAAACGUUCUUUGGGCUCAGGAGUUGUCUGAGGGUGGCCCUGCUGAGUUCAGAAGGCUGCAGAUCAUUACAGGAAUUGUUAGUGAUUUUUCCAAAAACAGAUGUUUUCACAGUGUGACACAGACAGUAGCUUUAUGAGUUAUAUAAAAAAUGUAUG